This is a messenger RNA of Erinaceus europaeus (western European hedgehog), 1149 nucleotides long. It is a transcript of the gene DERA, whose product is annotated as deoxyribose-phosphate aldolase. Bases 74 to 1030 code for a protein of 318 amino acids. Gene Ontology annotation, molecular function: deoxyribose-phosphate aldolase activity. Gene Ontology annotation, biological process: deoxyribonucleotide catabolic process; carbohydrate catabolic process. The transcript has 9 exons. NCBI's taxonomy places the organism in Eukaryota, Metazoa, Chordata, Mammalia, Eulipotyphla, Erinaceidae. The record is from RefSeq and is a predicted model, not a curated record. Gene Ontology annotation, cellular component: cytoplasm.
CUUAGGCGCCGGAAGGAGGAAGCUCGCAGCUGGGCAGGAGGCCAGGUCCCGCCUUUGCAGCUUCACCCGCGACAUGUCGGCACACAACCGCGGCACCGAGUUGGACCUAAGUUGUAUCUCCAAAAUUCAAGUGAACCAGCCAGCAGUCCUGCGGCGCGCCCAGCAGCUCCAGGCCCUCAGGAGUGUGAAGAAGGAGUGGCAGGCUGCUUGGCUCCUGAAAGCUGUUACCUUUAUAGAUCUCACUACACUGUCAGGCGAUGACACUUCUUGCAAUGUUCAGAGACUCUGCUAUAAAGCCAAGUAUCCCAUUCGGGAAGAUCUCUUAAAAGCUUUAGAUGUGCACGAUAAAGGCAUCACUACAGCUGCCGUUUGUGUUUAUCCUGCCCGUGUCUGUGAUGCGGUGAAAGCACUGAAGGCCGCAGGCUGCACCAUCCCAGUGGCAUCAGUGGCUACUGGUUUUCCAGCUGGACAGACCCAUUUAAAAACACGACUGGAAGAGAUCAGAUUGGCUGUGGAAGAUGGAGCUACGGAAAUUGACGUGGUAAUAAACAGGACCUUGGUGCUCACAGGCCAGUGGGAAGCCCUCUACCAUGAGAUUCGUGAGUUUCGCAAGGCCUGUGGGGAGGCUCAUCUCAAAACCAUCUUAGCAACAGGAGAACUUGGAUGUCUUACUAAUGUCUAUAAAGCCAGUAUGAUAGCAAUGAUGGCAGGAUCCGAUUUUAUUAAGACCUCAACUGGAAAAGAAACAGUAAAUGCCACCUUCCCAGUAGCUAUUGUCAUGCUACGGGCCAUUAGAGAUUUCUUCUGGAAAACUGGAAACAAGGUGGGCUUUAAACCAGCAGGAGGCAUCCGCAGCGCCAAAGAUUCCCUUACCUGGCUAUCUCUCGUUAAGGAGGAGCUUGGAGAUGAGUGGCUGACACCUGAACUCUUCCGUAUAGGUGCCAGCACUCUGCUUUCUGACAUCGAGAGGCAGAUUUACCAUCAUGUGACUGGAAGAUAUGCAGCUUAUCAUGAUCUUCCUAUGUCUUAAGUCACUGGCUAAUUCCUUCAACUUUCUGUCUUUGCAACAAUGUUUAAUUCUCUCUCUACGUAAUUGCUUGAAUUAUUUUUUUAAUGGAAGAAUAAAUAUCUGAGUUUUAUUCCCUAAAA